CUAUGGCCGCGCUCUCCUGUGCCGCGGUGCAGCAGACGCUUCAAAGCCCCCUUGCUCUUCAAUUUGAGAUCGCUGCGCGCAUUAUUUCUAAAGUGUGUUUUAGCACAGUGUAGCAGUUCUUGAGGCGUCACAUGCUCUAUGUGCAUUUUAUGUGCAAACAAAGUGUAAACUAUCGCGUGUUUUCUCACUCAUGUUCUUGAUGCAACAUGUGGCCAGAUUUUCCGCGCCUUCAUUAUGACAUCGAUGUUCACCUCUCGCACUUCGGGGAUCCCAAUGAGCACUGGCAGGAAGCCGUUCGCAGAUGCAACUUCAUUCAUUCGGUGCAGCUGCUGCUACCAGGGCUGUCACGGAUCCCAAAAGAUGUGCAGUCUUUAAUGGCUGCUCAAGAUUACCAUGUUGUCUGUAAUGUCCGUGCCAAGGAUCUUGUGGCCUGGGACUUGGUGAAAAAUUUUGUGAGACAAGGAAAACUGCACUUGUUGUCACUCAACUCAAGUAUUCCUUACGGGAAUUGUGUAGCUGUCACAGCUGAUGGUGAACUUCACUUGUCACUGCAGGAAGAAGUCUUUCGUGUAUCGGGACUUGAAGGUUCUUGUUCUACAGGCAGUUCUAAGGGACACCGUGUUUUCGAAUCAGUGAUAGACCUACAAAAGCAGUGCUUUCAUCCAGGAAGGAAUAAUUACAAACGCACUCUGGAUUCACUGGAGCGGUGUGGCAGUCUUGUAGGCCAAGAUGUGGCUGUUGUCUGGGAGUCCUUACCAGAGCAUGCAAGCUUGUCACCUUCCCCUGUUGCGAGGUACUUUAUGCGGUGUGGCCAUACGGUGAUCCCUUGCAAACCAAGCUACUCUUCAGCAACGCAGUUCUGUCAGGCUGUGCCUACUGCACUGACAACAUUGGAACAUUUGGGAGAAGAUGUGUGUGUACCAAUCUAUGAGUGGCUUGGAGCCAUUGCCUCUGGAGUUGAUUCAAGGGACCACAAGGAUGCAAGGGAGGAGUUCAUUAGUAGCUAUCGCUUCCCUGGCCCAAGCACCGAGGUGUCCCGGCUCUCCGUGGCCAGCUGGAAAGGUUUCUUUACUCCUACGUGUGCCAUAAAGCUCCUUUUAUUACUCAGACAGUGCAUGGUCCAAGAAGAACUCCCAUUUUUCGGCCUUGUACUGCAUAGGUUUGAUGAUGACCCUACUCGACCUCUAAGUAAACAUCAAAGUUUACUGCUAAGCCGUGCUUCAGAACUCGUCAUUGUCUGUUCACCAAAUGGCCAUUAUUGUCUUUUCCAAUCUCCCAUGUGACCAUUUUAAAAAAAAGAGAAA
Messenger RNA from Rhipicephalus sanguineus (brown dog tick), 1304 nucleotides. RefSeq lists its product as uncharacterized. Gene Ontology annotation, biological process: tRNA 3'-end processing; endonucleolytic cleavage in ITS1 to separate SSU-rRNA from 5.8S rRNA and LSU-rRNA from tricistronic rRNA transcript (SSU-rRNA, 5.8S rRNA, LSU-rRNA); tRNA 5'-leader removal. The transcript has 7 exons. Bases 207 to 1283 code for a protein of 358 amino acids. Gene Ontology annotation, molecular function: ribonuclease P activity; ribonuclease MRP activity. Lineage: Eukaryota; Metazoa; Arthropoda; Arachnida; Ixodida; Ixodidae. Gene Ontology annotation, cellular component: ribonuclease MRP complex; multimeric ribonuclease P complex. The record is from RefSeq and is a predicted model, not a curated record.